UGCUGUGUUCUUUGGCGCGUGGCACGUGAUGCUCAUCAAUCGGCAGGUUGCAAACAGGCGCGAUCAAACCAGAGAUAGCUUCCGGAACUUUUGGUGCGGUUCUAAAGUUCUCAGCUUUGGUGCAGUAAUUCUGAAAGUUUUGAUGCAGUAUGUCAGGAGUUUGGUGGAGUUUUCUGAUUCUCAUUCGGUGCAACAACUUAAAUCAUUUCGUUUGGAACAAAACGUUACGGAAAAGUCAAUUUGAUCUCGAGAACGCUUGAAGUUUGCCGAGCUGUUAACCGGUUAGGUUUUGUUUGGACUUGUUCGUUGGAGGGUCUUCUUGGCUGACUUCAUGAGAAACUUAAAAUACAGCUUUGGAAUCGUUUUUGGACACAACAUCGACAAGCGUUCCAUUCUUACAAAGUUAUACGUAAAUUCUUUGUCACCUUUCUUUCCAAGAAGAGAUGGAGUAAACUGAAUCACUCGAAGUUCUACUCUAAUGCCGGGGAAUAUGAAUCUUAUCCUGUGAGUAAACUUCGUAAACGUGACAGCAGGAGCUCUCCAUGUCAGUUCAAAUAACUUUGAUUGAGUAUUACAACAAUUAUUCAAACAUCUCGGCAUUUAUUUUGAAAAUGGCAUUAUCAUAAGAUAAUAUAACUACAUGUGUCUCUGUUGAGGAUAUGAUAAACAGUGAUUUGAGACACAAUUAAAAUAGUGAUGUAUUUCAACGAGGAACAAUUAUUAUGCGCGUUCUUCGGGACGCUGUUGCUGUCGACUUCGGUAUGGAGUGGCCGGACGGGCCGGCUGCCUAUCCGGGGGACGCCCGAUGGCGGCGUCCGCAGUGGCGGCAUACCGAUCCGCGGGACUACCAUUGACAUUGAUGAGGAAGUGUUACUUCAGGAGUUGGAGAGACAGAACAAUCUCAGUACGAAUGAACACGAAGACGGCGAGGUGUCCAAAACGCUUGACCCUCAGGGCAGCUGGUUAUCCUUCGUUAGACAUUCCGACAGAAUAGACAGUGCGAGAAAAGCCGCAAGAAAAGAGCAACGCAAACAAAAGAACAGUCACCGGAAGUUGACGGGUCAUCCUGGUCCCCGGGGACCAGAGGGUCCACCGGGACCGCCGGGGCCUCCCGGACCGCCCGGUGGCACAUUCACCAGAGAGAAGAUACUGAACGAAUUCAGAGCUUUAGUCAAAGAAGCAGCAGAAAACAGAGCAGAAAUACUUAUAGCCGAAAGGUGUCCCGGAUGUAGUCUCCCUGGCAACAACACAUUACCAGAGAGUCUGCAUCAUCUACCGAGAGUGUCGUCUGCUUUUAGAUGCCAGCUUGGGACAAUAGGUGUCGCUAAAAACACGAUACUGGAAUUGAAAAACUUUGAAAUUCCAUUCAGCCGGAGUGGGUCGUUCAGUAAAAGUGGUAGCUUCGACCCGCAUGAGGGACGCUACACGGCGCCACGGACGGGCGUCUACCAAUUCUCUGCCAAUCUCCACAUCCGACACAACCCCGUCACCGCCCGGCAGCCUCGCUUACAGAAUAAACAGAGCAGCGCCCUCUUACGGAAGGGUGACAAGUUCAAGGUCAUGAUUUGUAUGAACUCCUCUUGCAGGAAAUAUCCAACCUUGGAACAUAGCUCUGGUUUUGAGAGCAACAGCCGAACCUUCACCAUUAGCUUCAGUGGUCUACUCGAAAUGGAGGCUGGUGACUAUGUGUCCAUCUUCAUUCAGAACCGAUCACCACGAUUCUUUUCCGUCUACAAGGGUUCGGACUUCAGUGGGAUGCUGGUCAAUUGGUAGAGAAGCCACGCCACAUUCUCCAGGCAAAUAGAAGGAUAUUCUCUCUGCCAACACAGACAACAGAAGGUCCCGGAUGUAUCACAGGCGCGUGGCGAUGUCAGAAGCAACAGAUCAGAAGACCAUCGAUUAGUCAUCACAAAACAUACAGAAAACGCGCCUAUCACCUGAACAUGACAGAUACUAUGUGUUAAGGUUUUGUUAGGUUGUUGUGUCAAUCAAUUCUUGGCUGAUCGAUCGCUAUGAUUCUGGCAUCUUCACUCGCCUCUGAUCUACUCCAUGAAUCGGGAGCAGCAGAUCUAAAAUGGCGGCUGGUGUUGGCAGUGUCGAAACGACAUAGUUACGCGACUGCGCAAGAGUCUGGCCUCGCUGGUCGAACUGGAAUCCGAGAUGUUACGUAGAGUGGAGAGACCAGAAUGCGAUAUAGAAAGGAAUGAACCUGGGGACUGUUUCUCCUGGUGGACGAGGUGUGACUGAAAUACAAGUCCUUCUUGAAUGGGAGUCCAAUACAACAGAUCUUGGAUGAGGCUGCUACAUGUUGUGCUCGCCACGAGAAGAUAUUGCGCUCGAUGUCGCUCAGCAUCGAUACAGGGGUUGCCAAUGCGGUAGACAUUGUAUGGAACCCCAGAUGGCCUUAUAGUCAGUGAUGUCGGGACCUCGAAACAACUCGAAUGGCUUGAAUUUAGGUGUACAUGUAUAUUCUUCAGCAAUUAAAUUAAGAAUUACAACAAGAUACA
Messenger RNA from Lineus longissimus, 2507 nucleotides. RefSeq names its product adipolin-like. The record is from RefSeq and is a predicted model, not a curated record. The coding region runs from base 697 to 1773 and encodes 358 amino acids. NCBI's taxonomy places the organism in Eukaryota, Metazoa, Nemertea, Pilidiophora, Heteronemertea, Lineidae. The transcript is spliced from 8 exons. Gene Ontology annotation, molecular function: hormone activity.